GGUUCGUCUCGCAAUGUUGCAAGAUUGUUCGCCAACCCCGAUUUCACCCUCGAGUCUGGAAUGAUAUGCUUGACGGUCCUAAAUCUGUGACUUCCAAUGAAAUAAUUUCCGUGAUGUCUAUCCACCGGAUUCGCCAGGGAGUACUUGAGGACACUGAUUUUCAACUGUGUCGACAUCUAAAAGAAACUCACUUGCGAUAAUAGACCCCAUCUCUGGGACCGUUGAUAAAGGUUCUAGUUUCAUUGGCUACAGAAUGGCCCAUGUUUACAACUAAAACUUCGUUUGAGCUGUUAGAGCCAUGCAUCGUCGAUUGUUAUACCAAAAGCCUCCCGUAAGGCAAACAGCAGAAAUUAUGUGUGACAAUCUACCAUGUAUUGAACAAAUCAAAACAAAUUCAAAAACAGCUUUGCACAUUUGUCUUCACAAAGCUUGUGGUAUUCAGCGCAAACUUUGUGUGCAGUUUUGUUUUGUGGCGGAGGGGGGCAAAUGGUGGGUGUUGAUGCACAAGCGUGGAAUUGGAAGUAUAAGUUGCGCUCAUUUUUCCAACUGCGAAUAUUCAGAGACAGCAUCUUCACCUGAAAUCAUUUAGUCUGAGGAAUUCUGGGGUAUUAUCUGUCUGAAUCAGGCCACUUUAUCAAUUUCCCUCCCAUUCUUUACUAUUAACACUUAGUUCCAUAGGUUAAGAUCCCGUCCUUUGAUAUGGCUAAACUAUUCGACUGCUCAAAAUGCUGCAAGAAGAAAGCACAUAACUACACGGUGUUGGUAUGCAAUCAGCCUUACCCAUUGUACAAUCAACAGAUGUGCGACAACUGCUUCGAAUUUACCAAGCCUCCACACGAAAGUUAUGAUUGCAACGAAAGCCCUGGAAAAAGUUGUAAAUCAUGCGGCCAUGCUGUGUGUCUAAAGAACAAAUGCUCUGAGCUGGGCGGCAAGAAGAUUUCUGAGAUUGGGCAAGAUACUGUAGAUAGAUUUACCCCCAAAGCGCGAGAUGCAUGGAUAAAAAAAUAUGGACCCCAGUCCAGUGCAGCAUUCAGUGCAGCUUCUCAAGCUUCAGCUAAUACCCCUGGACCAUCACAAUCUCUAGCCGAACCUGUUGCCGAUAAUAGAACGACAGAAGAGAAGCUUCAAGGCUUGUAUGAUGAAGAGUCUCGGAAAAUCCCUCAAGCAGCAAGCCAAGCUUGGAAUCCAUUCACUACUAUUAACGCGAACUUUUACAAGGUCGGCCUGAACAGCAAAGCGGAGAUCUUCAAGUAUUCGAUUUGCCUUGGAAAGAUUAUUCCUCGCGGAAAGUCCGAAGGGUUUGUACCUACACGACCAGAGACCAAGCGCUACCUAACCACGCGGCUUCUCGAGGAAAACAAACACCUAUUCGAAUCAAUCAGCUGGGCUAGCGACUAUGACUCCUUUAUUGUCUCUAAUAAGCCACUCAGAGAGCAUGAUUUGAGCAAGGUCGGACACUCGAUUUCAACACCACACACACGUAGCGGACCCAAUGGCAAACCAAUGAAUAUGGACUCUUCGUUGACAUACCUCGGAUUAGUUAAUGUCAAGGCAUUGAUGGAUCAUGUCAAGUCUAUGAAUGCACCCCUCGAUCACCCCGAAGAUGAAUUAAAGUUUCUGAAUAUUAUUUCUUGGAAGAAGGUUAAUUCCCCUCAAUAUGAAGGAGGUCGCGUGGGCAAGAAAUUUUAUCCACAUAGCUUUGUGGCUGAUGACGAAGAAUGGAUGUCUAAACAACGGGUCAAGCGAGCCGAGCAGGGGGACAUUCUUCUAAUCUUCAAAGACGACGACGAGGCGCCUUUAUAUCAGAUACAUCGUGGCUUCUUCAGCUCAAUGAGGCCCGGGAAGGGCUCAAUUUUUCUCAACGUUAAUGUGACAACAUCUGCAUUCUUUUCUCCGAUAAAUCUCGCCAAAUGGAUAGAAUCAAAACCGAUUGCUUGGGGAGAUUCUGAAAGACUUCUGAAGGGGGUUCGUGUUGUUUUCGACAUUCAUGCAAAGAACAGGCAAAAGGUCUUCAACAUCAAGAGCAUUGCGCCGCGUAAUGUGUCCGAGACAAAGUUUUCGAAAGAUGGUAAAGAAAUUUCAGUUCAUGCUUACAUGAAUGAUACAUACCCUAAGAACGUGUUCAACAAAAAUGCCCGGUGCAUCAACGUAGGAAGCAAUGCAGAGCCAACUUGGUUUCCAGCAGAUCAUCUGAGAAUUGUCGAAUGGCAAAUUGUCAAGAAGAAUCUGCCAGAGCCUUAUGUUGCUGCUAUGAUCGAUGCCACCAAGAGACCUCAGCAGAGUAAAUUUGCGAUAAAAGAGACGGCAUUGGGAGAACUGGAUUUCCUUGAGGAGGACCCUUUCUACAAGGCAUUUGGAAUUACACCAGUCACAAAUUUGGUUGAGAUCAAAGCGGGAACCCUCGAAGCUCCGGCAUUGUUACUUGGUGGUGGGACUGAUAGAGUUCUAGCUCACCACGGUUCCUGGGAAUUGAAAUCCAAGAAAUGCCGGAAGCCGGGUAUCGAAAACCCGACUCUUUACGUUCUGUGGUUGAGAAAUGCUGGUAAACCAGAGCAUGCGCAGAAUGAAAUGCAAGACGCCACUAACACUUUAGUUGUCUCUCUAGAGGCGUUUGGACUUAAUCAGAUUAAGGGACGCGUCUUUUGUCAAGCGAUAGUCCCUGAAGAAAAUCUAGACCCCGAAGAUUACCGUCAAACUUGUGCUAGAACUUUCGAAAUGCCCUGAGACCCGUCUUUAAAGGCGCGAGAACGGUGCCCCUGGUUAUGGUUGUGCUUCCAGUACGAAGCCGCAAGCUCUACCCAGAAAUAAAAAGAUGGGCA
This is a messenger RNA of Botrytis cinerea B05.10, 2819 nucleotides long. RefSeq lists its product as hypothetical. The transcript is spliced from 3 exons. Lineage: Eukaryota; Fungi; Ascomycota; Leotiomycetes; Helotiales; Sclerotiniaceae. Gene Ontology annotation, molecular function: protein binding; RNA binding. The record is from RefSeq and is a predicted model, not a curated record. Bases 700 to 2724 code for a protein of 674 amino acids.